This is a messenger RNA of Myripristis murdjan (pinecone soldierfish), 2059 nucleotides long. It is a transcript of the gene stum, whose product is annotated as stum, mechanosensory transduction mediator homolog. Bases 977 to 1414 code for a protein of 145 amino acids. The record is from RefSeq and is a predicted model, not a curated record. The transcript has 4 exons. NCBI's taxonomy places the organism in Eukaryota, Metazoa, Chordata, Actinopteri, Holocentriformes, Holocentridae.
GUGUGAUUUGACUCAAAUAAACGAAAGAAAGAAAGAAAGGAAGAAAGAAAGAAAGAAAGAAAGAAAGAAAGAAAGAAAGAAAGAAAGAAAGAAAGAAGUGACUUCUAAGGAUAUUGCUGAAAAGAGCCGGACAUCUGAAAGGAUUGUGGAGAUAGAUGAGAGAUGUUAACAGUUUUAAGGGGAAACUGUCACUGAUUCAGUAUUCUUCAAAAACAUCCUGGUAAUUCAGUUUUCUGACAGGAAUAAAAGUGGAAGACUGGAAAUUUAUUCCUGUUGCUGAGCUCAAACAAGACGCUGAAGUCACUUUUAAGGAUAUACUGUGUGUGAGGACAACUCCACAAUCCUGGGAGAGGAGACUUCUGUGAGAAAAAUCUGGGACCGCUUGGACUUUGACGACUGUGAGGGGACUUUCAAAGGAAUUUCAGCUACCGAGAGAAAAAACACUGAAGAGAGAGCACUGCUAUUCAGGGAGGACAAACCUAACUUGACUGUAGCUGAACAUUACAGAAUAUUUCCAGCUGUUCCUCGGGAAUAGUGCUGAAUAUUUUAUUCUUUGGGAAUAUAUUACUGAAUAUUUUUGAUCAUUUCAGAGGGAUUUGCUCUUGAACAUUUCAAAAUUAUCCCCUUUGUAGAUUUUAUUAGUCAGUUUGUGACCACUUUUAGACAAAUUACUGUGAAGAUUUUUGUUUACCUGCUAGUGUUUUAGUGGUAUAAUUGAAUAUGGUGUAAGUGGUGACAUUUGAACCUACUGUUUGAGAGACACCGGUGAAUGUUUUAACUGAAGCACUGUUGACUUUUUAAAAUAAUAUUUUUUUAUUUUUUAUUUUUUUAAAGUUGUUUAUCCUGUGGAUCAGCGAGAGACACAAGGAGAAACAGGAUUUUUCACUUUCUGUUGCAGAAUUUUUCCUAAACCAGUUUUCUUGCUUAUUAUUAUCGACUAUUUUUCAAAGAUAUUUUAUCAUACUGAGAGGAAGAGAUGGCAGAGAAAGAGGGGGGAGUAGAGCAGGGUCACAUUAAGGCUGGGGACAACAUGGGGGCCAAAGCCAGGGUUGGGGGCCCCACAGUAGGCGGAGGAGUGGUGGUGGAGGUCAGGGAGAAGAAGGGACCCCUACGGGCUGCAAUACCCACAAUGCCUUUCCCUCUGGCUGUCAUCUGUCUGUUUCUCAAUACCUUCAUACCUGGACUCGGCACCUUCAUCUCAGCAUUCACAGUGCUGUGUGGCGCUCACAGCGAGCUGGUCUCAGAGCGAGGUGUAUGCUGUGUAUUCUGGCUCAAUGUGGCGGCAGCCCUCAUCCAGAUACUGACUGCUGUCAUCAUGGUUGGAUGGAUCAUGAGCAUCUUCUGGGGAAUGGACAUGGUCAUCCUGGCCAUUUCAGACGGCUGUAGAGACCAGAGUGCCCCCCAGGAGGUCUGAGGUCUCAGGUUAGCUGAUGGAUUACAUGGACAGUUUCACCUCCUCCACCUCUGAAGCCUGACUGCGACCUUUGACCUUUAUGAUUACCAAUAACUCUGCCAGUUUCCAGCAGGCGGAGAUGGUAAGGCAGAAACAGACAGCAUAUGAGAGAAGAAAUACAGACAAAUCCAACAAAAAAGACAGAAAAAAAUGACAAGAAAGAUAAUCUUUCCCUCUAAUUAUCAAUCAAUCAGCCAGUCAAUCAAACAUCUUCUCCUUGAAGAAAACCCUCUAGUCGCUGCUGAUGGGCUGACACCAGGCCUCAUUCAAAUGUAAGGCUGAAGGAACAGGAUAGGAAAAAAGACUAAAUCUGUACAGUCAUAAAACAAAUUUAGAGGAUUUAGGGAUAAUAUGGAUAUCUUAUUAUUUUGUCACAUGAUAAUGAUAGUGAUUUUUGGAAAUUUGUCCUUUGAUAUUUUUCAUUUGAUUUUUGAAAUGUGUGUUUUGUUUUUUGAUCAAGACUACUACUCAAACCAUAAGUCAACUGUAGGCUAGGCGACUUGUUUCUUCCAUGAUGUAAUGAUUUAACGGAUAUGGGAAACAAUUUCUUGAUGUAACUUUGUAAGAAAAUGACGCAAUUAAUUUGUGGAUUUUGUACAGUAUUUC